Messenger RNA from Bemisia tabaci, 3881 nucleotides. RefSeq names its product Osiris 3 (gene Osi3). Lineage: Eukaryota; Metazoa; Arthropoda; Insecta; Hemiptera; Aleyrodidae. Gene Ontology annotation, cellular component: membrane. The record is from RefSeq and is a predicted model, not a curated record.
CCAGUGCCGUGAUUUUCCGUCUCCCGCGCGCGUGACCCCUCUAUCGCGGAAAGCUCCCUAUCGCGGAAAGCUCCAAGUGCCCCCCAGUGAAAUGAAAGGGUUGAGCGUGAUUGUUCUCACGGUUGUGGCCGGCGUGGCCCUAGCGGGUCCGAUCGGGGAUGAGGCCCGCGGCAUGGACAACAGCCUGCCCAACAAGCCGGAGGUCUCCCUCGCAGAGGAGAACCUCAUGAAGCGCCUCAACGCCAAGUGCAGCCAGAAGGACACCUCCAGCUGCAUCAUGCUCAAAGUGAUAACCUACAUGAACCGCCUCAUGAAGAAGUCCAACAUCCAGGUGGCCGACAACAUCCAGAUCACGCAGACGGCUAACGCGGAUCCCAAGGUGGAGCAGAGCCGGGAGCAAAGGGCCGUCCCUUUGAACGCCGAGGACGAUGAGGCCGCCGUCGGGGACCUCAUCUCCGACAAGUUGUGGAGUUUCGUCAAAACGCGCUCCUUUAAGUGGACCGUCCUCCCCGAGGCUGAUGUCGUCAUCUCCUCCAACCCCCAGGAAGACGGAACCAUCAACCUCGGCAUGUCCUUCCGCACCGGAAAGGCUCUGGAAACCGGACGAGGCAAGAUGAAGAACCUGGGCCCAAUCAUCGCUGCUGGUAUCAUGAAGUUCGGUAUGUUGGGAGUGCUGGCUUUCAAAGCCCUAGCCCUGCUCGUCGGAAAGGCCCUGCUGAUCUCCAAGCUGGCGUUCCUCCUGGCGGCCGUCAUCGGGCUCAAGAAGCUGUUCAGCCAGCAGCGGCACGUGACCUACGAGGUGGUAGCCCACCCGCACCACUCGGACUCCCACCACGCGGCCGACACCUACUCCUCCGGCUGGGGCCGCGCCAUCAACGUCCCCGGCGAACAGGGCCAAGACGCCACUGACGCUCACUCCCUCGCCUACAGGGCCUACCUCAAAACCGAAUAAGGUUUUACAUGACGUCAAAACGAUACUGAAGUAUGUCCGAGUAUUUUAAUUUUCCUCAACUGUACAUAGCUGAAAUCAACGCGCCUUACUUCGCAAAGAUAUGAUCCACAAAUCAUUGUAUACAUAAAUAAGAGUUUUGAAAUUUGUACAUAAUUGUAUAGAGAGUGAAUUUCAGUUCUGAAGAACUAUGAUUGACCCCAUUUUGAUGUACCAAAGGCUUUUAUUAGAAAAAUGUAAGCAGCUUUUAGUUCGAAAGUUCAAAUUUUGAUUGUUUCUAAAUUGCCAUUUUCUUAUUUUUUGUUAGAUCUUUAAAUCAGUGUAGUGAAUACGCAAUAAGUUUAGAUUUUAGUAAUUUAUUUUUGAAUUAUUUAUUUAUAUGUACAUAAAGUUAUUUAUUUCUCUUCAUUCCCUCUAUUCGCUACUUUUUCAGGUUAUGAGGCUUGUCGAUGUUGAACUGACCAGUCUUCAUGGAGAUAUUUUCAAAAAAUAAACCAUUCUAUUAUUUCUUUACGUUAAGGAAUUCUUUGCAUUUCACAAUUAAAAUGUAUGUUUUAAAUUUCUGAUCAAAAUUAAAUGCAUUUGCUAUCACGAUCAAAAUUCAUUUUUUUUCAUGUCUUUGAGGUUAACAAUUUCACAGUAUUGGAAACAUCUCAAUGAAAAUUGUUCAUUUCUUAACGUCAGACUUCAUACAUUCUUUGUUCUUCACUUUCAAUGCUGCCUUGUAUUUUCUGUUUAUGAAUUUUAUACGGUUAGUGCCGUAUUAAUUCUAAUCUCCAAUGUCUUCAAAAAUACAAAACUGUAAUGAUGUAUACGUGUCAUGCGGAAUGCUUGGGUCAAGAACCUCAUAGUUAAUGUACGUAGUUUCGAGUGGAUGGGACACCAAAAAAUGGACUCUCAAUCGUACCAAUUUCGCAAACAUAAAUAAAAUUUGGCGAAAAAGGUGAAGGUGAAUUUGGUAUCGUUUAGGCGCGCAGUAUUUAGUGCUCAUUUUGUGAUCAAAAACGUCUUAUGUGUUAAAGUACGCGUAAUUUUUUUGUUUUAAAAAAAUGAAGCAACUAAGUAAUAAUAAUAUCCUACCUUUGUUUUUUGACCCAAAAUACAAAAAUUUCGAAAAGCAAUCCUCUGUUUGCUUCGGUCAUUCUUUUGUAUUUAUGUUACCAUCACGUUUAAAUAUGUUGGUCGUCCAUUUUAAGGCAAUAAUCUAGUCAUUCCAACAAGGUUACGUUGCAAUCAAUUGCACUUAACCUGCUUUGUCAGCACUCUUUCUACAAAACGUUUCCCGGUACAUUGACAUUUUGAAAGCGUGAAUCAACAAACGCACGCAUACAUCAACAUAAUAAUUUUUUUGAAGACAUUCCCUGUGCUUCACCGUAUCUCCUUUCAAAGGUGUGUAAAUCAUGUAGGUAAGGAUGGAUAUCAACCUUACUGAAAUGGCUAGUGAUACUAUUUUUAGUGUAAGUUUUUCCUCUGUUAAUUACUCAUGACACUGAGCUCAAAAAUGUUUUCAAUAAAAUUUCACCGUAAGUUUAUACCAAACAAAUAUCCUUAAAUUGGUAAUUUUUGUAUCGUAAACAUUAUAUUACCCAAUGACGAUGUCAAUUUUUUUCAGUCCCAAUCUUAAAAUGAAUGCUCUCGAUUUCCGGUUUAAUUCAAAUUUUCUUAAUUUUACAGGUCUGCUUAUUCAUUUUUAAUUUUUGUUAUUUAAGUAAAUCUCACUUAAUAUCAAAAUGCCAUAUUAUUUCUAUUAUUUUCUUGUCAACUUCUUCCUGCAUACUUACCUUUUUCUUUUAUCUUUAAAAUUGAAUUGGUUGUUUUAUAGCAGAAAAUAUCUUUACUUUCGUUCCUUAACAGUGGGGAAUCCACAAUCAGUGAGGUUUUACAACAUUCUCCAACUGGACACUUAAAGCUUUUUUAAUAAUUUAUUUUAAUUUUUCCCCUUAAAUUCUCACAACCCAAAUGCUUGUUCAUUUCUCUCUUUUAAUUAUAUCAAAUGUGUAGGAUUAAACAUCUAAAGAUUAUAACCUUCGAUAAAAUAGAUAUAGCAAAUUGUUUUAAAAUCUCGUUCACAUAGAACUUAUUUUUAUUCCUUACCCUGUAAAAAGCUCACUGUUUCAUCAAGCCAAAGAUUAUAAUCAACUGAUUCAAUUUAUCCUCAGGAUCUGUUUAGGUUUAAAUUUUUUUACAGUACUUACAACAGGUUAUUUCUUUAGGUUCUAAGAAUUUUAGUCUUAAGGAGAAUCUCGAUAGCAUGUCUCUUAGCAGUAUAAAUAUCAGUGCCAGAAAAACAUACUCUAAUUAUUUUCAGAAUCUUUUUGUUUCCCGUUCACAUCGUAUCCGUUCCUUUAGACCUACUGUUUUAUUGAACGCAAAGAAAUUAUCACUCAUCAUUCCACUAUAUGUCAACUAGAAUGCAAAAAUUCAAAUACAGACGGAUUGUUUAUUUCCAAGACUAACGACACAGAUAAAUUGAUAAUGAGGUGAAAUCAGUUUUGAAAAAUUUUCCUUUCAAUUACGUUUUAAGCAUAGUAAGUAAUGAAUGAAAAAAAGCCGUUCUUCCGUUUUUAUCCGAACUGGUAAAAAAAAAUCAUCUGCAAGUUUAUCGAGGUUCGUUUAAUGUUUAAGAAAGCUGGUGACCAAAUACAAAUUUAGAUUAAGGCCCUCCUUUUAAGGGGACAUUUUCAACAAAAUUGUUUGUUAAUUUUUUUUAAAUCUAUUUUUUCUUUUUUUUUAGUGUAGAAAAGUAAGUUUGGGAUGACUCAGGGUGCGUGAGAUUCAUUAUUUCUGGCAAACAUUUUUCUUAUGAUUACUUGUAUUACAUUAAUAUGAAUCUGUAGUUCAAUUUUAUGAAUAUUUUUUAUGAUAUUGCUCUUUUGUAUUUAUUUUCAUCACUAAUUUAUUUCCAAUAAAGUUGUACAUGAUGUUAUGUUUA